UUGCGGCCUCUCUCCUUUCCGAAGGCGAGGAAAAUCGCGAGAGAAAAAAAAAAAAAAAAAAAAAAAAAAAAACAAAAAAAAAAAAAAAAAAAAAACAAAAACAAAUCUGCCACUGUAAAAUAAAUCAAAACAAACAUUCGAACUCAGUUCCCUCCGAUCUAACUGAACUCAGUGAAGGGAGGGAAAAAAAAAAAAAUCCAACAAAACCCUAAUCUCUGAGAGUCAACCAUGGACAUGCGAUUCCCGUUCUCUCCGGCCGAGGUGGCCAAGGUCCGCACCGUCCAGUUCGGAAUCCUCAGCCCCGACGAGAUCAGGCAAAUGUCGGUGGUCCAAGUGGAGCACGGCGAGACCAUGGAGAGGGGAAAACCUAAGGUCGCCGGUCUCAGCGAUCCGAGGCUCGGCACGAUCGAUCGCAAGAUGAAGUGCGAGACUUGCACAGCGAACAUGGCCGAGUGUCCUGGUCACUUUGGCCACCUCGAGCUCGCAAAGCCCAUGUUUCAUAUUGGAUUCAUGAAGACUGUGCUCGCUAUCAUGCGCUGCGUUUGCUUCAAUUGCUCCAAGAUUCUCGCCGACGAGGACGAUGUCCGGUUUAAGCAGGCACUGAAAAUUAGAAACCCGAAGAACAGGCUGAAGAGGAUUUAUGAUGCCUGUAAAAGCAAGAAAAAAUGUGCAGGCGGGGAUGAUAUCGAUGUUCAAGGUCAACAGGAUUCAGAUGAACCAGUAAAGAAGAGCCGAGGCGGUUGUGGUGCUCAGCAGCCAAAUAUUACUAUUGAUGGUAUGAAAAUGGUCGCGGAGUACAAAGCUACGAAGAAGAAAUCUGAUGACCCAGAACAGCUUCCUGAACCUGUUGAGAGAAAACAACAGCUUUCUGCAGAGAGGGUUCUCAGUGUUCUUAAGAGGAUAAGCGAUGAAGAUUGCCUCCUACUAGGUUUGAACCCGAAAUAUGCUCGUCCAGAUUGGAUGAUAUUACAAGUUCUUCCUAUUCCACCACCACCUGUAAGACCAUCUGUUAUGAUGGACACCUCUGCUAGAAGUGAGGAUGAUUUGACUCAUCAGCUAGCAAUGAUAAUCAGACACAAUGAAAACUUGAGACGUCAAGAGAGGAACGGAGCUCCUGCUCACAUCAUUACAGAGUUUGCCCAGUUAUUGCAAUUUCAUAUUGCAACUUAUUUUGAUAAUGAGCUUCCUGGACAGCCAAGGGCUACACAGCGGUCUGGACGACCUAUCAAGUCUAUAUGCAGUAGACUUAAAGCAAAAGAAGGUCGGAUUAGAGGGAACUUGAUGGGAAAGCGUGUUGAUUUUUCAGCACGAACAGUUAUCACCCCUGAUCCAACAAUUAAUAUUGAUGAACUGGGUGUGCCUUGGAGCAUUGCCUUAAAUCUGACGUACCCAGAAACUGUGACUCCGUAUAACAUUGAACGAUUGAAGGAACUUGUAGAAUAUGGCCCUCAUCCUCCCCCAGGUAAGACUGGUGCAAAGUACAUAAUCAGGGAAGACGGUCAGAGGCUUGAUCUUCGUUACCUCAAAAAAAGCAGUGAUCAUCAUCUCGAGCUUGGGUACAAGGUAGAGAGGCAUUUAAACGACGGGGACUUUGUUCUUUUCAACAGACAACCAAGUCUUCAUAAAAUGUCCAUUAUGGGACACAGGAUAAAAAUCAUGCCAUAUUCAACUUUUCGCUUAAAUUUAUCAGUUACUUCCCCAUACAAUGCUGAUUUUGAUGGUGAUGAGAUGAACAUGCACGUUCCUCAGUCCUUUGAAACUAGAGCUGAAGUUUUGGAGCUGAUGAUGGUUCCCAAAUGCAUUGUAUCACCUCAGUCAAAUCGGCCUGUUAUGGGCAUUGUCCAGGAUACACUCUUAGGAUGUCGGAAGAUCACCAAGAGAGACACCUUUAUUGAGAAGGAUGUAUUUAUGAAUAUUUUGAUGUGGUGGGAAGACUUUGAUGGGAAGGUGCCUGCCCCAGCCAUUUUGAAGCCUAGACCUCUGUGGACAGGGAAGCAAGUGUUUAAUCUUAUCAUACCGAAGCAGAUAAACCUUUCCAGAGCUUCAGCAUGGCACUCUGAAUCUGAAACAGGAUUUAUCACACCCGGAGAUACGCAAGUCAGAAUAGAGAAAGGAGAGCUGCUUACAGGAACUCUGUGCAAGAAAACCCUUGGAACCUCUACUGGAAGUCUUAUUCAUGUUAUUUGGGAAGAGGUUGGUCCUGAUGCUGCUCGCAAGUUUCUAGGGCAUACCCAGUGGCUUGUGAAUUAUUGGCUUUUACAAAAUGCCUUUAGCAUUGGUAUUGGGGACACAAUUGCAGAUGCAGCUACUAUGGAAAAAAUUAAUGAAACAAUCUCAAAGGCCAAAAAUGACGUGAAGGAUCUUAUUAAGCUGGCCCAAGACAAGCAAUUAGAGCCUGAGCCUGGCAGAACUAUGAUGGAGUCAUUUGAGAAUAAAGUGAACCAGGUCUUGAAUAAAGCUCGUGAUGAUGCUGGGAGUAGUGCACAGAAGAGUUUAUCUGAAAGUAACAACUUAAAGGCAAUGGUCACUGCUGGAUCAAAGGGAAGUUUCAUCAACAUAUCACAGAUGACUGCUUGUGUGGGACAACAGAAUGUUGAGGGCAAACGUAUCCCUUAUGGUUUCAUCGGUCGAACAUUACCCCACUUCACAAAAGAUGAUUAUGGACCUGAAAGUCGUGGCUUUGUCGAGAACUCCUAUCUCCGUGGUUUGACUCCACAGGAGUUCUUCUUUCAUGCAAUGGGAGGUAGAGAAGGUUUAAUUGAUACUGCUGUCAAAACCUCUGAAACUGGAUAUAUUCAGAGACGUCUUGUGAAGGCUAUGGAGGAUAUCAUGGUCAAAUAUGAUGGCACCGUUCGGAAUUCACUGGGAGAUGUCAUUCAGUUCCUUUAUGGAGAAGAUGGGAUGGAUGCUGUUUGGAUUGAGUCACAAAAGUUGGAUUCUCUGAAGAUGAAAAAGAAAGAGUUCAAUAAUGUUUAUAGGUACGAAAUUGAUGAUAAUCAAUGGGACCCAAGUUACAUGCUACCAGAGCAUGUUGAGGAUUUGAAAACAAUUCCUGAAUUCAGGAAUGUGUUUGAUGCCGAGGUCCAGAAAUUAGAAGCUGACCGAUUUCAGCUUGGGACUGACAUUGCCACCACUGGUGAUAACACAUGGCCUAUGCCUGUGAACCUCAAGAGACUCAUCUGGAAUGCACAGAAGACAUUCAAAGUCGAUCCAAGAAGACCAUCUGAUAUGCACCCUAUGGAGAUAGUAGAAGCUGUUGAUAAGCUUCAGGAAAAGCUGAGAGUUGUCCCAGGUGAUGAUUUUCUGAGUAUGGAGGCUCAGAAAAAUGCCACUUUGUUGUUCAACAUAUUACUCCGGAGUACAUUUGCUAGUAAGAGAGUACUGAAGGAAUACCGACUUACCCGUGAAGCAUUUGAAUGGGUUAUUGGUGAAAUAGAAUCUCGCUUUUUGCAGUCUCUGGUAGCACCGGGUGAAAUGAUUGGCUGUGUAGCUGCUCAGUCUAUUGGGGAACCAGCAACUCAAAUGACCCUAAACACAUUCCAUUAUGCUGGUGUGAGUGCCAAGAAUGUUACUCUAGGUGUUCCCAGGUUGAGGGAAAUUAUAAAUGUUGCUAAGAAAAUCAAAACCCCUUCACUCUCUGUCUUCUUGAAGCCUGAAAUCAGCAAGAAGAAAGAAUUGGCUAAGAACGUGCAGUGUGCCUUGGAAUAUACUACUUUGCGUAGUGUAACACAUGCAACUGAAGUAUGGUAUGAUCCUAAUCCUAUGAGCACUAUAAUUGAGGAGGAUGUUGACUUUGUUAACUCAUACUAUGAAAUGCCUGAUGAAGAAGUUGCUCCGGAAAAGAUAUCUCCAUGGCUGCUCCGUAUUGAACUAAAUAGAGAGAUGAUGGUAGACAAAAAGCUGAGCAUGGCAGACAUCGCAGAGAAGAUUAACCAUGAGUUUGAUGAUGAUCUUACAUGCAUCUUUAACGAUGACAAUGCUGAGAAACUCAUCCUUCGUAUCCGUAUCAUGAAUGAUGAUGCCCCUAAGGGAGAACUGCAAGAUGAAUCUGCUGAGGAUGAUGUCUUCCUCAAGAAGAUAGAAAGCAACAUGCUUACAGAAAUGGCUCUUCGGGGAAUCCCUGAUAUAAACAAGGUCUUUAUCAAGUCUGGGAAAGUAAAUAGAUUUGAUGAAAAUGAAGGGUUUAAACCUGAUGUAGAGUGGACACUUGAUACUGAAGGUGUCAAUUUGCUGGCAGUCAUGUGCCAUGAAGAUGUGGAUCCAACCAGGACAACUAGCAACCACCUGAUUGAAGUUAUCGAAGUUCUUGGAAUUGAAGCUGUCCGUAAAUCACUCCUUGAUGAGUUGCGGGUGGUCAUAUCUUUUGAUGGGUCUUACGUGAACUAUCGUCACUUGGCUAUUUUGUGUGACACUAUGACUUAUCGAGGUCACUUAAUGGCCAUCACCAGGCACGGUAUUAAUCGCAAUGACACUGGCCCAAUGAUGAGAUGUUCAUUUGAGGAAACUGUGGAUAUUCUCCUGGAUGCAGCUGUUUAUGCUGAGGCGGAUCAUCUCAGAGGUGUUACAGAGAAUAUCAUGUUAGGUCAACUUGCACCAAUUGGAACAGGGGGCUGUGCUUUGUAUUUGAAUGAUCAAAUGCUGCAACAAGCUAUUGAGCUACAGCUACCCAGUUACAUGGAGGGUUUGGAUUUUGGGAUGACACCUGCCCGUUCACCUAUCUCAGGGACACCAUAUCAUGAAGGAAUUAUGUCACCAAGCUAUUUGUUGAGUCCAAAUAUCCGGUCUUCACCGUUCACAGAUGCUCAGUUUUCUCCAUAUGUUAAUAACAUGCCUUUCUCUCCCGGUGUUUCACCGGGUUAUAGCCCAUCGUCUCCUGGAUAUAGUCCAUCAUCGCCGGGAUAUAGCCCAACUUCACCUGGUUAUAGCCCCACAUCUCCAGGAUACAGUCCAACAUCUCCUGGUUAUAGCCCCACGUCUCCAACUUAUAGUCCUAGCUCUCCAGGGUAUAGUCCAACUAGCCCUGCUUAUUCUCCUACAAGUCCUUCAUACUCACCCACCUCGCCCAGCUACAGCCCUACCUCUCCAAGCUACAGUCCUACAUCUCCCAGUUACAGCCCUACCUCUCCCAGUUAUAGUCCUACUUCACCAAGUUACAGUCCGACUUCACCUAGUUACAGUCCAACAUCCCCAGUUUAUAGUCCCACUUCUCCUGUUUAUAGCCCGACGUCUCCUGCUUACAGUCCAACAUCACCAUCCUAUAGUCCUACCUCUCCUUCUUAUAGCCCAACAUCACCGUCAUACAGUCCAACUUCUCCUUCAUAUAGUCCUACAUCGCCUGCUUAUAGCCCCACUUCUCCUGGUUAUAGUCCAACUUCUCCAAGUUAUAGUCCCACUUCUCCAAGUUACAGCCCUACAUCUCCGAGCUACAAUCCAGCUUCUGCCAAGUAUAGCCCUUCUCUUGCGUAUUCCCCAAGCAGUCCGAAUAUUUCACCAUCCAGCCCAUACAGCUCAAGUUCUCCGAAUUAUAGCCCAACUUCACCAACCUUUUCUCCAACCUCUCCCUCCCAUUCGCCUCCGAGUCCCACAUAUAGUCCUACAAGUCCAUAUAACUCUUCUGGUGUGAGCCCAGUUUACAGCCCGAGCUCUCCACAGUACAGCCCAAGUGCGAGUUACUCACCAACUGCACCAGGAUAUUCUCCAUCCUCGACCAGUCAAUACACACCACAAAUGAGCAACAAAGAUGAUGGAAGCACUCGAUGAGGGUACCAAACAUCCAAAUGUUUUGUCAAGAAAGUGAUGUAAUAACCAACAGAAUGCUGCUCAAAGCUUUGCAAAGCUUCGUUUUCAAGGUGUCAUGGAGGAGACUGCCAGCAAACAACCAAAUGCCACUGGGAAUUGUAAACGUGCCAGUCCUGCCAAAAUAGUGGCUCCAAUGUUCUAUUGUGAAAUGUUAUGCUUGUAACGUAGGCAAACUCUGAUAUCUAGCGGCAGUGUUUCUUUCUUCUUUGGUUAUUGUCUGUACGUUUUUGUAGGAGAAAUAAUCAUUUACCAUUGUCGCCAGUUUGUAGGGAACCAUGAACUUGGUAAUAAUUCCAUCUAAGACAUACAAGGCAAAAUGCUUGAAAUCAAUUUA
Asparagus officinalis (garden asparagus) is the source of this 6133-nucleotide messenger RNA. RefSeq names its product DNA-directed RNA polymerase II subunit 1. Bases 229 to 5760 code for a protein of 1843 amino acids. Gene Ontology annotation, biological process: transcription by RNA polymerase II. The record is from RefSeq and is a predicted model, not a curated record. Lineage: Eukaryota; Viridiplantae; Streptophyta; Magnoliopsida; Asparagales; Asparagaceae. Gene Ontology annotation, molecular function: DNA binding. Gene Ontology annotation, cellular component: RNA polymerase II, core complex. The transcript has 14 exons.